AUGGAUCGAUUUUGCUGCGUUCUGCUGUUUUUUCGACCAAUUAUGAGCUUUCAAAUAGCUCCCACUAUUGAGUGCCUUCACUGGCGAUCUUGUUUGUCACUGGCCUUUGAUGUCUUGCUUUCCCAGGGUGUGCUGAACACCAGGCCUUUCAUGGAAUAUGCAAGCGGUGUUUGUGCUUGUGGUCCAAGCAAAUACGGUUUCAUGGUUAUCUGCCCUGCGACAUGCAUAGGUUUGUGUUCCUCUCACAAACCUCGCCACUACUGCCUUGCUCGAAAGCUUUCAGACCGUCUCAUGUUGAUCAGCCCCUCUAACACCCUGCCAGCUGCCUUUACUGCCUGA
Molecule: messenger RNA, 339 nt
Organism: Durusdinium trenchii
Lineage: Eukaryota; Dinophyceae; Suessiales; Symbiodiniaceae
Source: the annotation of a GenBank genome assembly